Molecule: messenger RNA, 2752 nt
Organism: Leucoraja erinaceus (little skate)
Lineage: Eukaryota; Metazoa; Chordata; Chondrichthyes; Rajiformes; Rajidae
Product: NACHT, LRR and PYD domains-containing protein 3-like
Cellular component (GO): cytoplasm
Molecular function (GO): protein binding
Source: RefSeq, a predicted model, not a curated record
UCAACUAAUAACCGUAAUAUUAGAAUCCGUGAAUGUGUUUUUCUUUGCGUGAUGAAUCUAAUUUCAGGACCUCUUGUUUAUCUCACCUGAUAAAAGAUGUUCAGCAGAAGCACAUGGAGACACUGAAGGCAGAGACUGUAAUACUGAGCGUGAACACCAUCCUGAUGAAGGAGAAGGUUAAGGAUUUCCAGCUGCUUGAUAAAUACGCUGAGUUCACGAUCAUCUCCACUGUCCGAGAUCGGACACUGGUGGAACAUGAGCUGCGGGCAAGAGGCCGACACCAUGAAGAUUGGAGAGAGGAACAUCUCGGGGGAGAGUUUGAAAAAAUCCGAACUGAUCAGUUAUUCCAGAACAUUUCGGCGAGCAAAUCCAAAUCUGGGAGUUCGUCUGCCGUGGCCGGAGUUCCGGGGAUCGGAAAAACAACAAUGGUGCAAAAAAUUGUUCAUGACUGGGCCACAAAGAAAAUAUUCCACCAAUUCCAGUUUGUCUUCAGUUUCAAAUUCCGGGAUUUGAACACUAUUAACUGCAGAGUAACCCUGAGGGAUCUAAUUCUGGAUCAAUAUCCUUACUUUGGGAAUAUGCUGGGAGAGGUCUGGAAGAACCCAGAGGGAUUGCUGUUUAUAUUCGACGGUCUGGAUGAAUUCAAGUAUAGAAUCGAUUUUGCUGACAGUCGGAGAGACACAGAACCUCAGCACCAGUGCCCAGAUCCCGAGUGGUGGUGUGAAGUGUCUGACAUUGUGUACAGUUUAAUCCAGCACAAGCUGCUCCCAGGGUGUUCAGUGCUAGUGACCACCCGCCCCACUGCGUUACAUUUACUGGAAAAGGCAGAGAUCAGUGUCUGGGCUGAAAUCCUGGGAUUUGUUGGUGAGGAACGGAAGGAAUAUUUCACCAGGUAUUUUGAAGAUCAGGCGGUGGCAGCAGCUGUUUUCAAACAUGUGAAGGAGAACGAGAUCCUGUACACUAUGAGCUACAACCCCUCCUACUGCUGUAUCCUUGGCCUGACACUGGGCCCCUUCUUCACGCAAACACACUGGGACCCGCAGCGAAUUCCCAAGACCAUCACCCAACUAUAUUGCUACUUUAUUUACAACAUCCUGAAAAACCACGGCCGUGAGAUUGAGAACCUCCGUGAGGUGUUACUGAGGGUUGGUCAGAUGGCCUUCGCUGGAGUGGCUGAGAAGAACAUCGUGUUCACAGAUGGAGAUUUGAUCAAAUACAAUCUGCAGCCUUCCCAGUUCCUGUCCGGGUUCCUGAUGGAACUUUUGGAGAGAGAGGGUUCAGCCCGGAGCGUGGUGUACACCUUCCCGCACCUCACCAUCCAAGAGUUUGUAGCCGCAACUGCACAAUUCCUGACUGUAGAUCCCAGGAAUAUCGUGAAACUCCUGUCUGAAGCCCAUGGGAUGACAGACGGGCGAUUUGAAGUAUUUCUCCGUUUUGUCGCUGGUCUCUCCUGCCCAUGGGCAGCUUGGAUCCUGGAGGAGUUUCUGGGUAAAUUCCCUCGUCAAACAAUCUGCCGAGUGAUUGACUGGGUGAAGGAGGAGGUUCAACGCCGGGCUGGAAACGUAAGGAGCGAAGCUGAUAAACGGAGCCUCCUGAACACUCUGCACUACCUGUUUGAGUCUCAUAAUCCUGCACUGGCUCAGCAGACACUGGGAUCUGUGGAGUCACUGUCAUUCAGUUACCUGGGACUGACCCCGAUUGACUGUGCGGUCCUGUCUCAUGUCAUCAGGUACUGUGAUACAAUCCAACGCCUCGAUCUGGUGAGCUGCCGCAUUCAGUGCGAAGGUCUCCAGCGGCUGGGACCGGCUCUGCACAAGUGUCAGCACUUGAGACUGGGAAACAACGACCUGGGAGAUUCCGGAGUGAAACUGGUGGCUGCGGCUCUGAGGAACCCGGACUGUAAAAUACAGAGACUGGGGCUGGACCUUGUCGGUCUCACACAUUCUGGAGCCGAGGAUCUUGUCUCCGCUCUCAGUACAAACUCCUCAUUGACGGAACUGGAGCUGGGUGAUAAUAAACUGGGCGAUUCCGGAGUGAAACUGGUGUCUGCAGUUAUGAGGAAUCCGGACUGUAGAAUACAGAGACUGGGGCUGUGGGCUGUCGGUCUCACAGAUUCUGGAGCCGAGGAUCUCGUCUCCGCUCUGAGUACAAACCCCUCACUGACUCAACUUCAACUGGGAAACAACGACCUGGGAGAUUCCGGAGUGAAACUGGUGGCUGCGGCUCUGAGGAACCCGGACUGUAAAAUACAGAGACUGGGGCUGGACCUUGUCGGUCUCACACAUUCUGGAGCCGAGGAUCUUGUCUCCGCUCUCAGUACAAACUCCUCAUUGACGGAACUGGAGCUGGGUGAUAAUAAACUGGGCGAUUCCGGAGUGAAACUGGUGUCUGCAGUUAUGAGGAAUCCGGACUGUAGAAUACAGAGACUGGGGCUGUGGGCUGUCGGUCUCACAGAUUCUGGAGCCGAGGAUCUCGUCUCCGCUCUGAGUACAAACCCCUCACUGACUCAACUUCAUCUGAGACACAACUCCCUCACAGACCGAUCUGUCCCCGCUCUCCGCCGCCUCAUACUGACCCUUCCGAGACUGGAGCGGAUCUGGCUGUGGGGGAAUCAGUUCAGUGCAGAUGGAGAGAACCAGCUGGGAUGUCUGCGGGGAAUCAGACCCGGACUGAGUGUGGACGUGUGAACAUUCCGGAGUGUAAACGUCACCUCCCUGGGGACCGGAAUAAUGUUGGCCUAUUCCUCGCCCUC